AUGAAGCUCGCGCAGCUGCUCGUGCUCGGGCUUAUUUUCGAGCUUCAAAAGGCACUGGUCGAACGCGAAGGCGAGGGCGCCAACUUUUACACGAUGCUCGGUGUGAAAGCUAAUGCGGCAGUGAGCGACAUCCGCAAAGCUCCCGAUAAAAAUACCGGUGUGUCUGGCGCAGCGAAGCGCUUUGAGCAGCUGGGCCUGAUCCACAAAAUUCUGCGCGACGAGCGGCGCGAUCGGUACAACUACUUUUUGACGAACGGGUUUCCCAAAUGGCGCGGAACUGGAUACUUUUACGAGCGGUUCCGUCCGGGUCUCGCGCUUGUAUUGGCCGUGCUCUUCGUAUUUUCGCUCGUCACACAGCAUCUGCUGCAGCGCAUGAUCUGGCGCACUGACAAGGCGCGUGUCGAUCGGCUUUAUCGCAGUGCGCUUGCUGCAGCACGCGGCGCAUGGUUCCAAACUCCCGAGCCCGACGCCAAGACGCCGAAAUCCAAGCAUGCCAAGCCGCCUGCGCAGAAAAAGGUGCGUGUGCCUUUGCGUGGGUACCCCGAUUUGUCGCCUGCACCGAGCAAUGCAGAGAUUGCGAGCGGCAAGGUCGACUGGGACGAUGAAGGACGCAAGGUGCGGCAGGCAAUGUCUGCGGUACACAAUGCACCCGACGGUGACGAGCUGCGCAUGGUCGAUGUGACUGUGUAUGCGGACAACUCGAUGACCGUACUCGAUACCGCCAACGAUGAGUGGAUCCCGCUGGAGCAGUUGGACCCUGCAUUUGCGCCGUCUUGGUCGACACUGUGGCCCGCACGCCUCCUGCGGUUUCUGUUUGGACGGGCGGCGCGGGAGCCUGUGCCAACAGAGGUUGCGCCCACCGCAACAGCAGAGACGCUCGGCACCGACGCAUCUGCGCAAGCGAGUGUGCCUUUCAAAAAGGCUGCCAAGCGUCGCGCACGCGGAUCGAAAAAUUAG
This is a messenger RNA of Malassezia vespertilionis, 957 nucleotides long. RefSeq lists its product as uncharacterized. The record is from RefSeq and is a predicted model, not a curated record. The transcript is spliced from 3 exons. Lineage: Eukaryota; Fungi; Basidiomycota; Malasseziomycetes; Malasseziales; Malasseziaceae. Gene Ontology annotation, cellular component: endomembrane system. The coding region runs from base 1 to 957 and encodes 318 amino acids.